Brachypodium distachyon (stiff brome) is the source of this 626-nucleotide messenger RNA. RefSeq lists its product as uncharacterized. The record is from RefSeq and is a predicted model, not a curated record. NCBI's taxonomy places the organism in Eukaryota, Viridiplantae, Streptophyta, Magnoliopsida, Poales, Poaceae. The transcript has 3 exons. Bases 149 to 607 code for a protein of 152 amino acids.
CGAAGCCCGAACAGAGGUCUUCCAAAGCAGAAUCAAAUACACUUAACCCCCUGCAAUGCAAGGCUACAAAUCAGCUUACAGCAACAGAACCCUCUGAUAAAAAAAAAACUUGCAGCAAAAACAGAAAAAUAUCAGCCUGACGACGGCCAUGGUCGGCUGUCCUCCGCCUUGGAUGUACGGCGCGGGGGGCUACGAGCAUGACCCCGUCAGCGACGGCGAAGAACCAAGCCGGAAUUACCUGCUCGUCGAGAUCGCCGGCGACGAGAAACAGAUCAGCGCAGCAGAAUACCUGAUCCUCGACGUCUCCGACGACAGCUCGGACGACGACGACGACGCUCAUCCAUCCCCAGAGCACACCGACGAGCUGCCCCUCCGGCCCAUGACUCCCUUCCGCAAGGCCUGCAUCGACGUGUUGUUCGUGGUGGGAACGUUGGUGAUGGAGGCUGAUCUUGUGUGGGUGGCUGUCCAAUCCGAGGGAGGCAACUGGCUCCUCAGGAUUCUCGCGAUGCUCCCGGCCAUGGCUCUGUACCUGCUAAUUGCGGAGUUACUGUAUUUUGCUUCGACUAGGGAUCUUUCGGGGGAAUUCAUGGCACCACCGGACGAGUGACCUGGUCGUGAACUAUUAG